Molecule: messenger RNA, 804 nt
Organism: Vicia villosa (hairy vetch)
Lineage: Eukaryota; Viridiplantae; Streptophyta; Magnoliopsida; Fabales; Fabaceae
Product: zinc finger BED domain-containing protein RICESLEEPER 2-like
Exons: 1
Coding region: 1-804 (267 amino acids)
Source: RefSeq, a predicted model, not a curated record
AUGAAAAACUCUAUGUCUUUGAUUAACACGAUCAAUCUUACAACUGACCUGUGGUGGUCUGGUGAGCAGAGGAUAGGUUAUAUGACUGUGUCUGGUCAUUUUAUUGAUUCAAAAUGGCAGCUUCACAAAAGAGUUUUAUCUUUUAAAAAUGUGUCACCACCACAUUCAGGUGAGGCUUUAUGUAGGGAAUUGAUUAAGGUCAUGGAUGAUGGGGGCAUAAAGGAUAAGGUUGUUUCAAUUUCAGUUGAUAAUGCUAGUGCCAACGAUAAUUGCAUUUCUAGAUUGAAGAAAGAUUAUUCUGGUAGGAGAAAUCUACCAUUGAAUGGUAAACUAUUUCAUGUGAGAUGUUGUGUACACAUUUUAAAUUUGUUGGUUCAGGAUGGUCUUGAUAUGAUUAAGGUGAUUGUUGAUAAGAUUAGAAACGGGGUCAAAUACUUGCUGAAUUUUGAAACUAGAUGCAAAGCAUUCAAAAAGAUUGUUGAUGAGUUACAACUUGAAGGCAAAAUGCAAGUGUUGGAUACUAAGACAAGGUGGAACUCAACUUGGUUAAUAUUGUCCACUACAUACCACUACAGAGAAGUCUGGCCUAGAUAUGCUGAAGAAAAUGGUGCAUUUCUCAACUUUUUGCCCGAUGCAAAUGAUUGGGAAGAUGUUCAUGAUAUUUGCAAGUUUUUAGAGGUUUUUGCUGAUGUUACAUCAAUUAUUAGUGGCACCUCUUAUCCUACUGCUAAUUUGUUUUUGGUUGAGCUGUACAGGGUGAAGGUUCUAGUUGAUAAACCUUCAAGCAUCUCAAAUAAUCCUUAG